This is a messenger RNA of Nylanderia fulva, 3055 nucleotides long. RefSeq names its product pyrokinin-1 receptor. Lineage: Eukaryota; Metazoa; Arthropoda; Insecta; Hymenoptera; Formicidae. Gene Ontology annotation, cellular component: plasma membrane. Gene Ontology annotation, molecular function: neuromedin U receptor activity. The record is from RefSeq and is a predicted model, not a curated record. Gene Ontology annotation, biological process: neuropeptide signaling pathway.
UCGAGGGAGGAUUCGGCAUUUCCACGGCAAAUCGAGUUCGACUUUUUCCGCGGCACGAUGCGAUGUGGUAUGAUCUCGUGAUCUCGUGAAAGGGAAUAAAUUCGACGCGUAUAACGAUCGUGUAACGUCGUGCUGCAAUCAUCCCAGAUCUGUUAAAAAUUGGAUUUUCGCCGGAUUUGAGAGAUCAUCGUGUUGAAUACGCGAACGAAGAUGAACCGCGAGAAAGGAUCGUCAAAUACUUCUAUUUGAGUGUAAAAAUACGCUUCGACCAAAAUAUAUCGAAUUUGUCAAUCAACCAUAAGCUGAGAUUCAACAACCGAACAUAUAUAUAUAUAUAUAUAUAUGUAUAAGGAUGUCAAAACUGACGGGAAAAUAUGUCUACGCAAUAACUAACUAUGCGUGACGAUGACUUGAGAUAUGCUAAUAAAAUUCCAGUAGCAAAAAAAUAAGCGCGAGGAUUCAGCGAGUAUAAAGAUAUCGAAAGAUCAAUAGCCUGAUCUUUAUCAUGAAAGGUGAAAGUACGAUUAUUUCAAGAGCUCGAAACCGGCCAAACGUCAUCCUGAACGAUCGUCCGUCGAUUCUUUCGAAAGAAUGAUAAGGAUACAGGAGAGCAGAAUGAUCGAGAAUCUGACAAAGAUCCUGGAGGAGACGGUGGGUGACACCUGGGGACUCUCGAAGAGCGGAGAUUCGCGUCUAAGGCUGCGUUCCGCGAUUCACGAUGUAAAUCCGCGAAGCGAGAAUUACUCGAGCACGAUCGUCGCCUUCCUGAGGGAGGAGGCCGCGAGCGAUCGCCGGGACUCCCUGUACGUCGUCCUGCCGAUCACGGUGAUCUACGUGGUGAUCUUCCUCACCGGGCUCAUCGGCAACAUCUCCACGUGCGUGGUGAUCGCCCGGAACAAGUCCAUGCACACCGCCACCAAUUAUUACCUCUUCAGCCUGGCGGUGUCCGAUCUCUUGCUGCUCGUUUCCGGCCUGCCGCCGGAAAUGUACUACAUUUGGUCCCACUUUCCCUACGUCUUCGGCGAGGCGUUCUGCAUCAUUCAGAGCUUCGCCGCGGAGACCUCGGCCAACGCCACCGUUCUCACUAUCACGGCCUUCACCGUCGAGAGAUACGUGGCGAUCUGUCAUCCCUUCAUCUCGCACACCAUGUCGAAGCUGUCCCGGGCGAUCAAAUUCGUGGUGGCGAUCUGGCUGAUGGCUCUCUGUCUCGCGGUGCCACAGGCCAUUCAAUUCGGCAUCAUCUACGACUACGGCAACGGGAGCGCUAUCCUGGACAGCGCCAGGUGCUCCACGACGUGGACGUUGAUCGAGCACGCAUUCGAGAUCUCGACCAUCCUAUUCUUCGUGGUGCCGAUGACGAUCAUCACCGUGCUGUACAUACUGAUCGCCAUCAAGCUGCGACGCUCGAGUCUGCUGACCGUCGACAGCAAGAAGCAUCACGUACCUGUUGGAAGUCAGGAUCGAGGGAGAGCGAACGCGCAGAGAAACGUCAUUCGCAUGCUAGUCGCAGUGGUGGUGGCCUUUUUCAUCUGUUGGGCACCAUUUCACGCACAAAGAUUAUUGGCCGUAUAUGCGCAGAGCACCACAUCUGAACCAGCGGAAGCUCUGAUCAUAGUGUAUACCACACUCACUUAUGUGUCAGGAGUAUUCUAUUAUCUAUCCACAACGGUGAACCCGCUCCUCUACAAUAUCAUGUCUAAUAAGUUCAGGGAAGCUUUCAAGUCGAUGCUAUCUAAGAACUGCGUCGGGAAGUUCUCGUCUCGCAGGGAUAGUCUUCGACAACAGACAACUUACACCAGUCUGUCGCGAUACCAGAAAUCUAUGAAGCCUCGAUUCGACAGCAUCCAGCAGUCGCCCUCGAUAUCCAUCAGCGAGGAGCAGCAACGAUUGACUCAUAUCCCGCUAGCGAAUAACGUGAAUAAUGCCUGCGAGGCAAACGGAUUUGCGAUAUCGCGAAGCGAGCAACCGAGACCCGGUGUCGCGAACAGGGAGACCGCGGUCUACCGAGAUUACGCCAGAAGCAUGUCGAGAGGCUCCGAUUCCAGCCAACUCACCAUGACGACGACGUUGAGCAAGCAAGGUCUUAACAACGAGGGCAACAACAACGUGGCCGCGAACGAGUUUCUGCUGAGGAUACCUAAGCCACCGAAAGCUGUCACUUUAGCAGGAAUCCUUACGGAGAGAUUGGGCCUUGGCACCAAAGGUUUCUUCGCGCAGCACCGAAAAAAUGGAUCUACCGGUUCAGCAAAAUUAAAACCGGAAAAAGCGCCGGUCGCAGCGAUGUCAUCACGAUUCCAGAGUCAUCCAAGCAUCGAGAGUGCCAAUACAAUCAGUAGUUCCAGUCUUCAGGAUCUCGACGAGACUGAGUUUACCGGGUCUGAGUUGGCACAGUACAUGGGCGAGUUAAACUGCGAUCUUGUUACUUGACAUCGUGUUCAUCGCGGCGAAACAUUGCCUCUUCAAGUGGUUUCUCAAACGCGAUCUUCGCAUACAGACUUAUGAAGGCUUUUACUAAGAAACUCGUGACGGUGCACACUACAACAUCCACAUACAAUUCUAUACAAGAACAUAUACUAUAUUAUCUGCAAAGACUUUAACAAUUUGCAAAUCCACAAUUGUGGAUCUAAUUGCGUGACGGACAUAUGAGAUGUCAUCAGGAUGAAUUGGAUGCGGAAUGUGCAUCAAACUUGACUGGAGUCUGUUUUCGUGAAGAUAUUAUUAUUGUAAAAGGAGAAAAAAUAUUGAUCUGCAAAGAGAUGCACAUUUAACAUAAGAUAAAUAAGAGAAAAGAAUGAAGAAAAUAUGUUAAAGUCAUUGUCUGUGAUUGAGGUGUUGAUAGAAAUAUAAAUACUGUCAAUGAUUUUAUGCAAGUAAAAUUGUGGCGUGAAUAAGAUAGUUGGAUGCUUCUUAAAUUACAUACAUUUGCAAAUAUUCUAUUUCUCUCCAGCAUGAUUGUUAAUAAUGCUAGUCUUACGCAGAUAUUUGCAGUCGACGUUCCUAAGAAUGUAAGCAUGUAUAUAAUAAACUUGAUGAUAAAGAUGUUUUCUGCUGAUAA